Messenger RNA from Equus quagga, 5202 nucleotides. RefSeq names its product mitogen-activated protein kinase 1 interacting protein 1 like (gene MAPK1IP1L). The transcript is spliced from 4 exons. The record is from RefSeq and is a predicted model, not a curated record. Lineage: Eukaryota; Metazoa; Chordata; Mammalia; Perissodactyla; Equidae. The coding region runs from base 137 to 871 and encodes 244 amino acids.
GCUCGGCGCUUCCUGUUCCGGCGCCAGGAGGGGCCGCGCGCUGCUGGUGCUGCCGCCGCCGCUGCCGCCGCUCGGGCUGCGCUCGGUUCCAUCGCCGCCUCGAGGCCUUGCUGCGGGUUCGGAUCUCGCCCGGAAAAUGUCUGAUGAAUUUUCGCUGGCAGAUGCGCUACCUGAACAUUCCCCUGCCAAAAACUCUGCUGUGAGCAAUUCCAAACCCGGCCAACAUCCUCAAGGCUGGCCAAGCUCCAGCCCUUGGAAUAGCCCGAGUGCUCCUCCCUCCGUGCCGUCUGGACUCCCGCCAAGCGCAGCGCCCUCCACUGUGCCUUUUGGACCAGCGCCCACAGGAAUGUAUCCCUCUGUGCCUCCCACUGGACCCCCUCCAGGACCCCCAGCACCAUUUCCUCCUUCUGGACCAUCCUGCCCCCCACCUGGUGGUCCUUAUCCAGCCCCAACUGUACCAGGCCCUGGCCCCACAGGGCCAUAUCCUACACCAAAUAUGCCCUUUCCCGAGCUUCCAAGACCAUAUGGUGCACCCACAGAUCCAGCUGCAGCUGGUCAUUUAGGUCCAUGGGGAUCCAUGUCUUCUGGACCUUGGGCACCAGGAAUAGGAGGGCAAUAUCCCACCCCCAGUAUGCCGUAUCCAUCUCCAGGGCCAUAUCCCACUCCUCCUCCCCAAGCACCAGGGGCAGCACCACCUGUUCCAUGGGGCACUGUUCCGCCAGGAGCCUGGGGACCACCAGCACCAUAUCCUGCCCCAGCAGGGUCAUAUCCCACACCAGGACUCUAUCCCACUCCCAAUAAUCCUUUUCAAGUGCCUUCAGGACCUUCUGGUGCUCCACCAAUGCCUGGUGGCCCCCAUUCUUACCAUUAAGUUAACAAUGGACGAAGAGAUGACGCUUUGCUUUUUGAAGUACAUGUAUAUGCACACGCAUGCAUAUAGAAAAAUUGCUGGUUUCACUGUUCUAGAGGGCAUUCAUGAAUGAACAACUCUUGCACCUCUCAGAGAAGAUACCUGCCUCUUGUACUUGGAUGUGUAGGACAUCAGAUGGAUACAAUCAGAUAAAACUGUAAAUCAUUCAAAUGUGAUUUUUAUUCAGUUUUUAUGGAGAGUUAAAGUGAUUAAGUAUAUUGAAUAACUCUUUGAUACAAUUUGUUUAAAACAAAUUUUCAGUUUGUUUAAAUUAUGAAACUACGUGGAUUAUUGUUAGAAUCUGCAAGCUCGUUGGCAAAUUAUUUCAAGUAUUUUUCUAUAGUCACUUUUUCCCCUUAAUAAACACUUUGAAAACAAUCACAUUGUCAUAACUUAAACAAAUGGUGGCCUCUCAACAUCCUGAGCUAGUCCAUAGGAUGGAUAAACCUGGUCCUCUUGAGGUUGUUUUUUGGAUAUACAUUUUAAAACUGUUGGUAUUUAUUGUCAGAUGUUGAGUUAGUUAGCAGGCAGUGUUCAUUUUUAUCCUCGAGCUUUUAGUAAAGACUUUUCCUUCAUUUUGAGUUCCACCUGAUUUAUUUUUCGCCACCUGGGUUAUACAGCUCUAAAUUCUGCCUUUUAUGGAAGCUUUUUUUUUAUGCAGGCCAAUGUGUAUGUAAAUUAUGUUCUUAGAGAAUUGGUGAUCUCUUUGUAUUGCUUUAGAAUAGAUUAUGAGAUGUCCGUAUUGCUUUAGGAAGAACUCAAAGAAGGAAGUAAUUCUCUCCUUAGUCUGGAACCUCAAACUGGAGGAAACCCUGGGAACUGCUUCAUAGUGACAAGUUGCAUUCCCACAAAACACUCUUCUUCCCAGUAGCCCCCUCUCCCUCAGUUCUUGAGAAGGAGCAUGUCCCUUAAUUCCUCCCUGCUGUGGAAAACUGGCGCCCUCUCGGGUUCUGUCAUAAACUCGUAGAGCCGCUGUAUGUAGAGAACCGUAGUCGCACAGAUGUGACUGUUCUCUUUAGAAGUGCGGUCAGAACAUGUAUUUGUCUUUCAGAGUCUGGCAAGACUAUGUCGUUGUCUCUGGCAUAGUUUCCUCCAUCUGUUUGUAAAGUGCUUAUGGCUGACAUUUCAGUUAUGCAUUUGUUGACAGGAAAUAGGUAGAAUUGAGUGCCAUCCUUAAAAAUUAUCCUCCAGCUCUGACAGUGAAAAUAAUGAUGAAUUGUAGAUCUCUGCCAUCGAGUUUAAAGCAGCGUGACUGUUACUUAAUAAGUUUUGCUUGUAACCACCAGAAGAACCCACGUAGCUUUUUGACACCUUAUGUUUAAAUCAGGUUCUUAGAUUUGGAAUAGGACUAACCAUGUUAGUUGUCAAAUAACAUUUUGAAACUGAAUGUAUCUGUUGGGUUACUAAAAUGUUUUGUGAAUUUCUUGACUGGUAUAGGAGAGAUUUAUGGUAGAGCUGUUGUUUUUGCUUAGAAAUAAAAUGUUUAGUAGUUUAUUUCUGUUAUAAUUAAAAUGUCAUGAACGUCAAAUGCAACCAUUUAAUGGUUUGAUAGCUACCUCCUUUUAAGAAAGCAGGAUGGUCACCUUUGAGAGGAACAUUCAGUGUUUAAGCCUCCCUUUUAAGUAGAUGAUGGAUUCAAGCUGAGAAUUGAAAUUAAUUUGUUUAGAUAUUUUCGGACUGGGAAAUGUUGUUAGACAGCUCUUACAUAGUGGAGCAAGUGGUCUUUUUUUCUUUCACUACCUUGCAAGGACAAGUGGCAGCUACCUACAACAUUGUAGCUGCCAAGUAGCCUCCAAGUUACAAGGCAGGUAGCCUUUGAAGGUGUCAUAGCUUAAAUGGUCAGUCAGCAUCACCAUGUCCCUUAGCUCUGAAGGCAUAAGAUGAUCGGGAAAGUGAGAUGGCAGCGAAGAUCUCUCCUAAUGGUUGUCCUACAUUGGGAUAAGUUGACACCUCUGGCUUUAGAUGCAAUAUUUAAUUUAACACUAGAGAGGAUGAUGUUUGACUAAAAGAAAAGGAAGUAGCAAGUUUGGGAAUCUGUAAUUGUGAAGUCCAUUUAUUAUCGGAGAAAAUCUUUUGCUAAAGGAUUUGAAGGACCAUGAAUGCAGGAUUUGGAAUUAUACUCCCAAUAGGUGUAUUAACUUUGCUAGUGACCCAUACUGCCCAGUGUGCCUCAGUGGUACUGCCUUUUUAAUCUUUGCUUUUCAAGGACUUUCCAACUGGUAUUUGGGUUUUUUGUUUUUGUUUUUUUUUUUACUUAAGAAUGGAAAUAAAAGGGAAUAGAAUUUGCUUCUAUGUUAUUUUAAAUUCUUUAGACUAUCAUUUUUUAAAUUGGGACAGGGGCCCUCAGUUCUCGUGGGCACUAGGGCACACUUUUAGGUUCAGGGUGGAGUUAAGGAUGUCAGAGUUGUUUCAGUGGGGGAAAGCAUCUAGGAAGGUUCUUUCUCUUUACAAGGGAAUAAUGUUGCUUUCAAAACCGUCUUCGUAGUCUGAGAUCGGUUUAUGGAAGAGAUUGCUUGUUAAUAUCUUUGAUUUUUAGGAAUACUCUGGCAUUGGGACUUGGCAGAGCAAGAAUAUUAAGGUAAAUUUGAUGGAGAUGGUUGAGAUGUGUUGAGGAAUACUAUUUCUGGAGUUAGAAUCUUGGAUUUUGAAAUGUUGAACCUAAAAAUGACAGGGAAAAAUUAAAAUAUAGGCCUUAAGUCCUCAUUCGCAUGCUCGGUUCCCAAGAAUCAAGGCUCCUUAAAGGAGUGCUUCGCAUGCCUUGGCAUGUCUGUGCUGGGCUUGGCCUGACACCUUCUCAUGCUUUUGAAGAUGACUGUUUACAGCUCUGACUCCACAGCCCUGUUUUGUGUAAAGUAAUAAUUGGUUAUCCAGGAAUAGACAAUACAUGUUUUAAUUACCCAACGGCCUCCUUCCUUCUUUGUCAGUUUUACUGUUUGUUUUCAGUAGAGAAUAAUAAAAAGUCAGAGAAGAAAAGGGAGGCAUUUUGGGCCUUGAGUGGUCACACCACUGCAAUGGAAUAUUGGAAUAUUUUCUAGGAAAGAAGUCUUGCCCUUGAUAUUUUACCUCACAAAUAAUUAGUGCUACCUAGUGUACUCAAAUGUGCAGCUUUUGAAAUUUGGGUAGAUGAACAUAGCUCUACUCAAAGCUGCAGUGAAAAUGCUGUGCCUGGUUUGCGUGUCAGUCAGUUGUGUGCUCUUCUAAAUGAUGAGUGCCAGUGUCUUCCUUCCUCGCCCUGAGUGAUCUAGUGCCAGUUUUAUAAAAUGCCAAGGUUAUAAACCUAAGCACAGACCUUCAAGUGUUAAAUUUUUCAAAAGCAUAAGGUUAAAUUCAGUUGGAUCACACUGCUGUACUGUGCAUAGAAAGUGGUGGCUGGCUUUUGGGGAAGACUAUAAUCUUAAUAAAGCAAUAUUUAGUAUUGAAGACAGACACUAUUUUAUUUUCAGAAUGCUGCCAAGUGAAAUAAAACUUGCCAAUAGAAUAAUCAAUAUUAAAUACCAUGCAAGCUUCUGGCUAUAGAAAAUGUCUGAGAACUGCAUUCAUUCAACAGACACUUAAAUGUCCGUGGUCCAGGUGCUUUGCCAGGCGCCAGAGAUAACAGAGAUGAAAGAGAAUGCCUGUCCUUGAGAGGGCCGCCGUCCAGAGCGGGCAUGACGGAACUCCUCAGCACACCCAUGAUUGGUGUACCAAGAUAAACAUAUUUUAGUCUUGCUGCACUGGUGGAAAUUAUAGACCAGCCUUUGGGCAUUUUAAAGAGCAAAGUAUGGUAUAUCUUUUCUUGUAAGUAAGAAAUUACUGUUUUUCAAGGUUGAAGUUUUGUUGCAACUCUUCAAGCGUGUGGAGUAAUGGAACGUGGUUCCUCUUCCCUUUCCCCUGGAGAAGGCACUUUCACUGCCUGUCACUCAUUAGCAGAUACUGAUUUGUGGCCAUUAAGUAAGCUUCUUAUACGUGCUCUAUAAAGGUUUUUGUAUUUUUUCCUUGAUAUUGUGACUUUUUCAUUUGCUUAAUAAUGACAAAUUUAAUGUAUGUAAUUGUCUGCAUUUUAAGUUAAACUGCCUAAAAUGUGAUUUGAGACAUAUACAUCUGUUUGUAUUAUGAACUGUAAGCAAUCUGUUCGAGUUGUUAGGUUUUCUAUCACCUGCUGCUGUAUUUGUAAACAAAGACAUAUUGCUUUAAGAAGUAAUUAUAAUUAGAAAUAGUCUUUGAAUGUGAUACUUGAUAUUUUUUAAGCUAAACUUGUUUGCUUUUGUGUAUUAUACCUGAAAACGUUUUUUAAAAAUGUAUUUUCAUGUUUU